Messenger RNA from Drosophila obscura, 1107 nucleotides. RefSeq lists its product as uncharacterized. The transcript has 2 exons. The record is from RefSeq and is a predicted model, not a curated record. NCBI's taxonomy places the organism in Eukaryota, Metazoa, Arthropoda, Insecta, Diptera, Drosophilidae. The coding region runs from base 72 to 947 and encodes 291 amino acids.
ACGACUGUGUCAUCUCUAGCUGUGUUUUGAUUGCAGUGCAACGCUUUUUUUUGUUGUUCAAUAAUUAAAUAAUGUCCGUCCCGGUGACUGCCCGCUGCAGCUGGACUCAAACCGCUGGAAAUGAGCUCUCCAAACUGGUGCCCACACUGCUGUCCGAUGACGAUGUUUUUGUCAAACCCGACCUAGAUGACGUUGUCAAUGAGAGUCGUGCUGUCCUGUUUUCCCACAACGAUGUGCCGCCACCGCCCUGUGAGCUGCGUUUUCAAAUAGUUCCUCGUUUAAAAAUCGCCGCCCUUACGCUCGUCUGCAGCGCGCCCAAGGUGGAACUAUUUAUAGGGCCAUUGCAGGAGUACUGCGAAACAAUCUAUGGCACUUGCCUCGAGGAAGAUGACGACGAUAUGUCUAUACGCCCGUAUCGCUAUGAUAUGGAAAUCGAUCGUUCCGGCAUAGCAGAUAUAAAUCUCAAAUUGCUCACAUCGGCCAAUGAAAUCUGCGUCUAUGGAGCCAUCCUGCAUGUGGCGCCGAAUCCGAAUGGCAUUACCACACAGCUGCCGCGGCCUGUGGACAUACAAAAAAUCCAGGAGCUGCUCCAAACAGGUGGCACUGGCGAUGGCAAAGCUAAGCCAGAGGAGAAAAGCGAAAAGUUGCAGCAGUUUAUGUCCCUUAUGAAGGGCUGUACCACGCCGGCGGAAACGCCAGCCACAGCUAAGAAGGAGGGUGAGGGCGAGAAACCGCCGCCGGAGCUUAUGUCCCUGAUAAAAGGCUGCGCCACUCAUGCCGAGGCGCCAGCUAAGGUUUUUCCCUCAGAUUUAUCCAGCCUCCAGAAGCACAUAGACAAGAAAUUCGAGCAGCUGGAGCAACUUGUUACGAAAAGAUUGGAGGCGUUUGAGGCUCAGCAAACGGAUAAAUUGAAUCAAAUUAUUGAACUACUGCAAAGCAGGAACUGAUUUCGCGAAUCGAAUCUAUACCCAUAUGUAAAAUUCAUCUAUUGUAUUAUUGUACAACAUAUCAUAUCAUGUCUAUAUGUAUUUCUUUUUGUACGAGCACCCUGUGGACUAUUGGUGCAAUUGUUUCGAAUGUGAUUAAACGAAAUUUUUAUUUCCAUGA